AACAGAAAUUUAGCCUAAGGAUUAAAAAAGAAAAGAAAAGGGGUGACAGCUGAUAUUCCAGACAGCUCUAUUCAGGUUUAUGAAUGAUUUACUCUUUAGGGUGGCAGGACUUAAUGCAAAUGAACACAGAGGAAAACUGCACUGUGAUCUAACCAAUAGAAGCACAGCUCCAUCUUGGCUGUGCACUAGACUGCGUUACAAACAGACGAUACCAUCGCUUCAACAGCACCCUUUCAGACAAGAGCCCCUAGUUCCUGAUUCAGAUCAUCUGUUAUUGAAGUUUAAAGGUGUGGAAAUAGGAAGCAGAAAUACACUGAACCAAAAGAUUCAAAAGAGCAAUACAAGAAGCGGAAUCUCAGAAUGGCUUCCAGUCACUGGAAUGAAACCACCACCUCUGUUUAUCAGUACCUUGGUUUUCAAGUGCAAAAAGUUUACCCUUUCCAUGAUAACUGGAACACGGCCUGCUUUGUCAUCCUGCUUUUAUUUAUAUUGACCGUAGUAUCUUUGGUGGUAUUAGCUUUCCUGUAUGAAGUGCUUGACUGCUGCUGCUGUACAAAAAACAAAACUGUGAAAGACUUGAAAAGUGAACCUAACCCUCUUAGAAGUAUGAUGAACAACAUCAGAAAACGUGAUGCCGAAGUGGUUUAGCCCUCUCCAGAACAGGAACAAAAUCUUUAAAAGCAGACUUCAGCCUCUUCCGAGAAAAAAGAAUUUCGUGAGGCAAGCUGUUACUAUAAAGCUGAUUUUGACUCUGAAUGAUUAAAAGAUUUUCAGCAGAAGAAAACACAAGUGAAA
Chinchilla lanigera (long-tailed chinchilla) is the source of this 795-nucleotide messenger RNA. It is a transcript of the gene Smim18, whose product is annotated as small integral membrane protein 18. The transcript is spliced from 3 exons. Lineage: Eukaryota; Metazoa; Chordata; Mammalia; Rodentia; Chinchillidae. The coding region runs from base 361 to 648 and encodes 95 amino acids. The record is from RefSeq and is a predicted model, not a curated record.